AUGUAUAUCUCGCUACUCCAUUGACGUUUUCAUCCCUUAGGGUCGAGUUUCCUGUGCAAGCACAUGCUCCUUAUUGAUUUGUGGAAAGGUGCUGCUCACUAACGUUUACAGUGAGCCGAGAUCCUAGUGGAAAAUUUCCAACUUGUUAACGAGGAACACUUCAAAAAUAUUAUUCCAGUGAAUGUGUAAACUAGAGUGGUGCAGUGAAUAGUUGAAUAAUUAAUAAAUGUGAAUGCAUUUGUGUGAUGUAAUAUUGGACUAUUUGAUUCUCUGGAGGAUCGAUUGAGAAACAACGUAGUAGUUAUAUUUUUUAGACGCAAAAAGAGAUACUAUCAAACUAUUUCCUGCAUAAUAUCAUGGUUGUGACUUUUAUUUAAAACAUAAACGAAGAAUAAUUCCGUUAAUCAAUUGAUGAACUUUUAAAAUCUAUGUGCUCAAUAUCGGACUUAAGUUCUUUCUUGGACUGAUAGUAUGCCCGACAAACUCCCAUCGACAGAAAUGACGAAGCACGGACACGAGUUGGCACCCCUGAAUAACGGCAUGAACGGCCCCGCAGAAUCAAGGGGUAAGCAGGGAGUUACGAUAGUUCUACAAGGCCCCAGGGGGUCUAUCAUUUCCAGAGGCAGUCAGGCGGCUGACGGUGAUCCCAAUAGGGCUGAAUGGUCAGGAAAACUUCAGUUCUUUCUCUCAAUUAUUGGUUAUUCGGUUGGAUUGGGAAAUAUAUGGAGGUUUCCGUAUCUGUGCCAGCAAAAUGGAGGAGGUGCUUUCCUUAUUCCUUUCGCUAUCAUGUUGGUACUGGAAGGUAUCCCAUUGUUCCUUAUAGAGUUAGGUAUUGGCCAAAAAAUGAGACUAGGCUGCCUUGGAGUGUGGAGUACAAUCCAUCCCUGGUUAGGUGGCAUCGGAAUUGCUUCGUGUAUAGUAACGUUCUUUGUUGCCCUCUAUUACAAUGUGAUCAUUACGUGGUGCUUUUAUUAUCUCUUCAACAGUUUUCAGUAUCCCCUUCCAUGGGAAUCAUGUCCUAUUAUCAAUGGAACAGUUGAUGCCGAAUGUGAUAAGUCCUCAGCAACAGCAUAUUUUUGGUACAGAGUUACUUUGGACGCCUCCCCUAACAUUGAAGAUCCAGGUAUGCCAAAAUGGUGGAUAGUGCUAUGUUUACUUCUCUCGUGGAUUGUGGUUUUCUUUAUUAUGAUGAAGGGAAUACAAAGUUCUGGAAAGGUAGUAUACUUCACAUCUCUGUUUCCAUACUUAGUGUUAACGAUAUUUUUCAUACGAGGAAUUACGCUUAAAGGUGCUAGUGCUGGGCUAGCCCACAUGUUAACUCCAAAGGUUCACAAACUGACGGAGCCGAAGGUCUGGUUAGAUGCGGCUACUCAAGUGUUCUACUCAUUUGGGUUAGCCUUCGGAUCCCUGAUUGCCUUUGGAUCAUACAACACUCCAAAAAACAAUUGUGUCAGAGACGUUAUUUUGGUCUCCAUUUGUAACGCAGUCACAGCAAUUUAUGCCAGCGUUGUUAUAUUUGCCAUUCUCGGAUUUAAAGCUGUUUCCAACGUCGACAAAUGCCUUCUGGACAACAAAAAUAUAUUAAUGGCACAUGAAAUUUUAAGAAAAACUUCACCAGCUGCAAUAUCUGACGAGGCUUAUAAAAAUGCGUUAGCUCAUGCCAGUGCAUUGAAUUUAACAAACUGUUCGUUAGCCAGGGAGUUAGAUGCUGCUGCAGAAGGAACAGGCCUCGCUUUCAUAGUAUUUACGCAAGCAAUUGUUGAGUUACCAGGAGCUCCAUUUUGGGCAAUUAUUUUCUUCAUGAUGCUGCUGGCUCUUGGUAUCGGAUCACAAAUUGGAAUGAUGGAAGGAAUGUUGUGCACUGUUUUUGAUAUAGAGAUAUUUAAAAGAAUCAGCAAAAUAUAUGUUACAGCUGCUCUUUGUCUGGUUUGUUUCUUCGUUGGACUAAUUUUCACGACAGGCGCAGGUGAAUACUGGCUCAGUCUCUUCGACUCUUUUGCAGGAACCAUCGGCCUGGUAGUAGUAGCGUUUUUAGAAAUGAUGGCUGUGACUUACGUAUACGGACACGAAAAGUUCACGAAAGACAUUUUUGAAAUGACUGGAGUAAGACCUGGACUUUAUUGGCAACUAACUUGGAGAUAUUUGGCGCCAGUCAUAAUGGUGCUUAUUUUGGGGUCGUCGAUUGUGCAAAUGUUUAUGGACAGUCCGAAGUAUCAAGCGUGGAAUAAGGAGAUGGGCGAUGUGAAUCCAACGCCAUAUCCACCAUGGGUCAUGUCGAUUGCAAUCGCGAUGAUCUUAGCAGGCAUUCUUCCCAUACCAAUUGUAUUUUUGUUAAGAAGAUACCAAUGUCUUAAACUCGAUGUUAACAUUCAUGAAGGAUCCAUCAGAAGAAUCGAUACCACUGUAUCGACAAAAGAAAUGAUCACAGAUGUUGAUCUCUAUGAAGAUGAUGACAUAGAUGAUUUAAGGCCGUACCACGACUCCGAUACGUCGGACGAUGACGGUCCACAACUAAACACUUCUAGCGGCCGAAAAAUCCACAUUGAGCUUUAGAUUUUUAACUUAAGGAAUGUUUUUAAGUACAAUUAUCGUUCGUAGUCGACACAGGCUGUUUGAUAACAGGGUACACAAUCAUCUAUCUCUAAACUAAUUCUAGAUCUACGAAAGAUUAAAUAAUAAAUUUAGAAACUGCUUUAACUGCUUCAAAAUUAGUGCGAAAAAAUUAAAGAUCGACUUAUUUUCCGUAUGCGGGAGGUUGAAGUAUAUCUGGUCGUGAGAAGGUUUCUCGUAACGCGACAGUUCGUAACCCCACAAUUUCGUAACGGUGACACUUCGUAACGCCAUCAAUUUGUAACGAUAACAGUUCGUAACGGCGACAAUUCGUAACAGUAUAGUUCGUAAGAAUUAUUUUCAAACCCUACUUGGAAAAAAGUAGAUAAUAUGGAAGCUGAAAUGGGUACGAACCACGUAGAAGAGAAUGAAGUAGAGAAUUAAGUAGAAGCUUCAACCAUAGAGAAAGUUCUCGAAGCUAUUAAGGCCCAGGACCUCGAUUUUUGACCCUUCGCUUUGUUAUCAAACGUAUUCGCUUCAUAUCUGUUUAGUAUACGAAGCGAAUAUGUUCGAUAACGAAGCGAAGAAGGGUCAAAAAUCGGGGUCCAGAAAAACAAUAAAACCCCGGGAGUUGACGAAAUUACAGCAGAACUGUAUGAGGUAGGUGGCGACCACCUAGCAAGUCAUAUCCACUCGCUUAUCAAAGACAUAUAUGGCAAUAAGAGAAAAUACCCGACGACUGGAAGAAAAGGAUACCUAGUAUGCCCGAUCUUUAAAAAAGGAGACAAACUCCAGUGCAAAAUCUACAGUGGAAUUUCUCUACUAUGUACAGCAUAUAAAGUCCUCACGUAUAUUAUAAACCAGCGGCUUCAACCACUAGCAGAAAAUAUUAUUGGAGGGUAUCAGACCGGCUUCAGAUGUGGAAGAUCGACAAUGGAUCAAAUAUUUACAGUCAAGCAGGUCUUGAGUAAAUCAUCGGAACGUGACAUUGAUGUUCACAACGUGUUUGUAGACUUCAAACAGGUAUUCGACUCAGUCAAAAGAACUCACUAUGCUAUAUAUUGGCUGAAUGGGCAAUACCACACAAGCUAAUAAGACUCAUUAAAGCGACAUUGCAUGUAACUCAGGCAUGUGUACGAAUACAAAACCACCGGACAGACUUUGUCAAAAUCUUGCAGGGACUGAAGCAAGGAGAUGGGCUGUCCCCAACAUUGUUUAACCUGAUACUGGAAUAUGCGGUUAGGCGACGAGGAAACCUACUGACCAACAGACUGGUUUAACUGGCCGCUUAUGCUGAUGAUAUUCAUAUUAUGAGUACAACAUCAACAGGAGCACAGGAAACCUACUCAGAGUUAAAAACGCAAACGAGAAGAUUAGGUCUGGAAAUUAACAUAGAAAAAACAAAAAUAAUGAUACAGACGAGAAGAAAUAAUAUAGCCCCACAAAACAUUAUACAUGGAAAUGACAUUGAAAUGGUUGGAGUUUACAUACCUGGGAGUAGAAAUAUAUGCCGAUGGAUCAGAAGAUGGAGUAAUACGGAAGAAAAUAACGCAAGCAAACAGAGCUUAUUUUGCCCUCUCCCAUAUAUUUCAGUCUAAAAGUGUCCACCGAAAUACAAAGAUGAGAUGUGAUAAAACCUUAAUUCGAUCAACAGCAUGCUAUGACAUGGAUCCCGAAAGAAACGUCCAAAAACAAACUUGACACAUUCGAAAGGAAAGUAUUGAGGAGAAUACUAAGACCUGUAAGGAAAAACGGAAUCUUUAGAAUUCGAAACAAUAACAGAUUUAUUAACUUUAUAAGAAAACGCCCCUGUUAGACUUCAUUAGAAUACAAAGAUUGCAAUGGGCAGGACAUGUGAUAAGAAUGGGAGAGGAUAAGCUACCAAAAAGAGCACUGAAUGCUAGAAUGCAGGGAAAGAGACCGGUUGGAAAGCCAAUUUCAAGAAACUGCUGUGAAGACACAGUAAGUAGCGCCGCACAAGCACUUUUAGGAGUCCGUGUAUGGAGAAGAGCAGCUUCAGACAAAUGAGGGUGAAGGCAAAAAUAAAGGAGGCUAAGGCUCAAUUUGGGCUAUAGUGCCGUAGAAGAAGAAGAAAUAAGUUAUAUUUACAUCCAAAUAUAUUUGAUCCUCCUGCUUGUCAUUUGGCCUAAGUCUUUCUAAAAUCGAACAUUUCUAAUAUAGGCAUGUGCUCCAAACUAUACCACAGUUCCUUAUACAUACUCAUAUUAUUUAGUUUGUACUCUGUUAUAUAAAAAGUCUGUUAAAAUCAUCCAGAAUAAAUUUUUUAUUUAUA
Diabrotica virgifera virgifera (western corn rootworm) is the source of this 4843-nucleotide messenger RNA. Its product is annotated as sodium- and chloride-dependent transporter XTRP3. Gene Ontology annotation, biological process: sodium ion transmembrane transport. The coding region runs from base 472 to 2553 and encodes 693 amino acids. Gene Ontology annotation, cellular component: membrane. The transcript has 11 exons. The record is from RefSeq and is a predicted model, not a curated record. NCBI's taxonomy places the organism in Eukaryota, Metazoa, Arthropoda, Insecta, Coleoptera, Chrysomelidae.